This is a messenger RNA of Diabrotica virgifera virgifera (western corn rootworm), 3535 nucleotides long. RefSeq lists its product as uncharacterized. The record is from RefSeq and is a predicted model, not a curated record. Bases 1969 to 3525 code for a protein of 518 amino acids. The transcript has 2 exons. Lineage: Eukaryota; Metazoa; Arthropoda; Insecta; Coleoptera; Chrysomelidae.
AAAUACUUUGAUAUAUUUUAGAUUUGCUGAGGAAAUAAAGCUAUAGGCCUGGAUCUCGCGUACUAAAAUAAAUUUGAUUAUUAGCAAGCUGAAAAUUUGUCAAUAGCUUAACGGUGUCUAGUCGGACAAACUUUGAUGCAUGGGAACACUGGAACAGGAUAAGUUUUAAUAUUGUGGAACAGGUUAAAAAUUUGGAACGGCAGACUACGAAAACGUCCCAUUUAUUUUGUCGGACAGAACUUCCGAUUGAUUUGUUACUGUUACCCUUUCAUUAAACUCUCAUGCAAAAAUCAGACUGCUAAUUAUCACCAACAUAAUUCCUGUCAUUUGACAUGUUCUACGUGUCGGACUUAAUAAAACGCCCAGUUGGUGAUAAAUUCUAGUCUAAUUUUUGUAUGAGAGUUUAAUAAAAGGGUAAUAAAUUCAUUGGAAGUUCUCUCCGACAAAAUAGAUGGGACGUUUUCGUAGGCGACGUUCCAAAUUUUUAACCUGUUCCACGAUCCAAAACUUUCCCUGUUCCAGUGUUCUCAUACAUCAAAGUUUUUCGUUAAGCUAUUAACAAAUUUUCAGCUUGCUUUUAAUCAACAUUUUUCGGUACGCGGGAUCCACGCCUACUACUAGUGUAGGUAUCAGUUUUUCAUUAACAACCACCCAUUAAUCCGUUUUAUUAGUGAGUCCUUCUAGUAACAAACAGUUUUAGGAUGUUUUACCAAAAAAUGAGGUGUUUGAAUGGCAACCCGUUGCUCUUCAGAUGCAUAAUUCAUUGGCUUGUGAACCCCUACCCUCCAUUGCGUCAUUUACCUCUUUUCUCCACGAUCUUCUUGGUCUUCCCUUUCUCGUGCGGUAGACGGGGAUUUACUGUAACGGUAACAUUCUCUUUGUCCAGAUUUGAUCUUUCAUCCUUUCGACAUAGCCAUACCAGUUCAACCUUUUGUAUUCUGUAGUUUCAUUCAUUGCUAAAUUAUUGCUUCUAGUAAAAAAUUGCUUCUAGUAGCUAUUUCUUUUGUAUUCCGACCAUCGUUUGUAAUACUUACACCUAGAUAUUUAUAGCUAUCAGUAUUUUCGAUUUGUAUGCAUCUUAGUUCUUACUGCCUUUCUUUACCUGUCACUACUACAUAUUCUGUAUGUAAUGAAUUAAUUAAUAAACCUCACUUAGUAUAUUCUUCCUCUAUUUUUCGCAACAUAUAGUGGAUAUCGUCUUGAUCGUCUGCAAGUAUUACUUGAUCGUCCGCAAAAUGAAAACUGUACAGUUUAUGAUCUCCAAUUUUAACGCCCACAGGUUCACAUCGUCAUGGAAACCGCAAUAUGUCGUAUGUCAAAAAAUAAAUUUUUUUUAUUGCACCUCUAUGGCCAACUUGUUGAUCUGCACAACAUGUAAUAGGUAUUAUGUCAGUAAACCAAUCAGAAGCUCAGUAUCCCCCCCUUUGCAAUAAGUCGGUCUGACAUCUGCUUGAUAUUUGGUUACGACAAAUAGUUGUAUGCCACAGUCUGUGAUGAGUUUUGUUUGUUCCCUUCCAUUUUGGUCAGUGUAAGUUGUUGUAUGUCACUACAUUUCAAGUUUUAUUGUUAUUGUUUAUAUUACCUAUAGUUGUUCUUCAAUAAAAACAUUAAAGGUAAGUAAUUUUAUACUCACUAAUAUCAUUUUACUUUAAUUUAUCACUUUCACGUCGAAUUUUUUCGUUUUCUGGUAAAAACGCAUGUUGAUCCUAACCUAAAUUUUAAAAUUUAAUCAAAUUGAUUGUUUUAUCGAGGGAGCUAAAUCUCAAUUAUAGCAAAAUUAUAAAUGUUAAGGCUUUUAACAAGUAGCAUGUUGAUAUUUUUACAUUCACGUUGUUUUGAAGUAUAAUUUUAAAGGUUGAUUUAUGACAUACAACGUUUUGCAUCUAUAAUUUUGGACACCAAUUUGACAUACGACAUAUUUUUAUCUUUUGCAGAAUAGUUGGAGAGUGGAAAAAAUUAUUAAAUAAGAUGUUUGGACAAAGCCGUGGAAAAUACUUAAUGAAUCUUGCAAUACAAAAGAAAAGAACUAAAGAUGAUUUGGAAAACUGUGAAGCUACUGUUGCCUCGGGACCAAGUCAAGCUCAGGAUGGACCAAUGGAAGUUGUAAAUGAAGGUCAUUCUGAACGGGCGACACUAGAAAAUUUGGGUCCAUUAGAGUUACUUGGUAUGGAUGAAAAUAAUAUUAUUUUGCUUGAGAACGUUUCUGACCAAGAAGCUGGAUUGUUUUUUAGUCAACCUUUGGAAAUACAAAUAACAGGAGAUCAACCACCAACACUUAAUGAGAAUGUUGAAACAUUGCAGUACCAAGAAUUGGAGGUACCAGUUCAUGAAAUUUCGUCAGUUAUUUCCAGCAAUUCUAAUUUCAACAGUGAUUCUGAUGAACAGUACCAACCUCCCAGUAGCAAUUCGACUGCAUCCAUUGAAUCGGAUGAUUCACAACCUCCUAGUAACAAUUCGACUGCAUCCAUUGAAUCGGAUGAUUCAAUACGAGUAGCCAGCGUCCUCCAAGCUGAAAAUAAUGAACAAUCAGCUACUGAAGAAACUGCUAGUAAAAGGAAAAAACGUAGGGGAAAGAGGAACGGCAACGAGUAUAAAAGACAAAAAAACGCAGAGAUGCGCUUAUUUGGGAAAUCCUAUGUUGGUUUCAAAAAGGAUGCCUCUGGAAAAUAUAAACAAAUCAAACAAAUAGACGAGAAGAAAAUUGGUCCUCGUUGUAGGGGGCACACUCGCAUGAAAAAGGGGGGACCAAGACAAAGUUUUUUUUGUGACCAAAUCAACGAUGAAGAACGCAGUCGUCUUUUCUCAGAAUUCUGGGCUUUACCCAACUGGGACUCUAAAAAAACUUAUAUAAAAAACAAUGUAUUGCAUUCUGAGCCAAAAUACAAAAGAAAUGACAGUAUUGAUGUCUCGAGAAAAAAAACGACCUUCCGUUUUUAUUUUUCAAUGAGUGAUGGGAAUAGGGGCAAAGUUAAGAAACAAGUUUGUAAACAAAUGUUUAUGCACACAAUAAGCAUUGGGGAAAGACCAUUACGUGAUUGGGUGAAACCUCCUGAAACCAGUAGCUCUCAGGCAAGCACAUCUGUAGAGAAUAUUUCUGCCUCAGAAAACGCGAUUAUAGAAUUAAAGGAGUGGCUGAACUCUCUGGCAAAGGUUGAAUCGCAUUACUGCCGCGCCUCUUCUGAUAAAUUAUACCUAGAGCCAGUCUGGGGUAGUAUGAGAGACUUUUAUCGAAAAUAUGUGUCAAUAUUUAAGGGUUUAGGAAAAACUAAAGUAUCGAGGACAACUUUAAAAAAAAUUAUGGACAAUAUGAACCUAGCAUUUUACACACCAAAAAAAGAUCAAUGUAAUGAAUGUACCAUGCAUGGAGCUGGAACUCUGGACAAAGAAUCGUAUGCAAAGCAUAUUAAAAAAAACAAGAAGCAAUUGCUGAAAAAGAGGCUGACAAAAGCAAAGCCCUUAAAAAUAGUGGCGAAGUCAGAUCUUAUACAGUUGACCUACAAGCUGUGCUUCUGGCACCACGUUUAAAUGCGGCAGC